Molecule: messenger RNA, 822 nt
Organism: Aspergillus eucalypticola CBS 122712
Lineage: Eukaryota; Fungi; Ascomycota; Eurotiomycetes; Eurotiales; Aspergillaceae
Product: SDR family NAD(P)-dependent oxidoreductase
Exons: 3
Coding region: 1-822 (273 amino acids)
Molecular function (GO): oxidoreductase activity
Source: RefSeq, a predicted model, not a curated record
AUGCCCCUUGACACAACGCCGGAACCGAUCCCAAACCGCCUACAUGGCCUAGUAGCUCUCAUAACCGGAGCUGCAGGGAACAUCGGCCUGGAAUCUGCUCGGCGAUAUCUUCUAGAAGGCGCCAAAGUAGUGCUGGUCGACAUCAGCUCACAGGGACUGGCUCAGUCAAAAGAAGAGCUAAUAAAAGCGAUCGCAGAUUUGCCAGAUGGGAAGAGCCUGAAUGCGAACAAUUUGAUCCUUACCGCUCAAGCAGAUGUCACAUCUGAAGGAGAUGUUGAGCGAUAUGUUAAUGAGACUAUUCGGAAAUUUGGAAAGCUUGAUGUUGCACUUCUUUGCGCGGGCAUAUCGUAUUCGUCGACGAGUAUUCUGGAUACUGAUGUUGACCAAUAUGAUAAGGUAAUGCAAGUGAAUUGUCGUUCUGCCUUCCUGGGCGUUAAACACUGCGGACUAGCAAUGCGAGACUCCGGUAACGGAGGCAGUAUUAUCCUGGUCUCUUCAAUUGCUGGACUUCGCGCAACACCCGGUCUAUCAGCAUAUUCUACUUCCAAGUUUGCUCUUCGAGGUCUAUGCAUCACUGCAGCUGCAGAGCUGGGCCAGUAUAACAUUCGUGUUAACACGGUCCACCCGUGCGGCGUCAAUACACCUAUGUUCCUCGCCGCGUGGUCCGAAGAGAAGAUGAAAAGUAUGUUGGAUACUGUUCCUCUGGGUCGGUGGGCAGAGGUCGCAGAUAUUGCGGCGUUGGUAUCGUUCCUGGGAAGUGCGGAUGCUCGGUUCAUGACAGGGGGAGCCUUGAAGAUCGACGGUGGUAUUGUGAUGUUCUAG